CUCAUUAUGGGCGUGGUCUCGGUACCACAGUGGGCGUGUUUUUUGGUCGGUGUGUGUGAAACGUAGGCGCUUUUUCCUCCUCACGGAAGAAGAAAACGCCGAAAAAGCCGCAGUCUGUGGGCCAGCCUAGCCACAAAGUCACCGAUGUGAACCGAGCUUCACCGACACACACACACACACUCACACCCACGAAGAAACGAUGAGAGUGUGAAGGUCUUUGUGUUACCAAUAGCAGGAGAAGCGGCGGACCUGAGAGAGGACAGGCACCGGACACCGAGGACAUGGCCCACGUAGACACCGGAGACACGGGGGAGGACGAGGACUGUUUUGAAGAUGCCUAUGACAAGAUCCCAGCGGCCUGUCACAUGGACCUUCACACCUCCAUCCAGGAGACUCAGUGUGCUCUCAACCUGGUCCUCAACAACAAGUUCUCUGAAGCUCUGGACCUUCUCAAACCAUGGUGGAAGGACAGCAUGUACCACGCCUUGGGAUACAGCAGCAUCCUGGUGAUGCAGGCCACCAUGACCUUUGAGCACAGAGAUAUUCAGGCUGCCAUGGCAACUAUCAAGGAGGCACUAAACACCUGCCAGAGGUUCAGGAAGAAGAACUCCAUGGUCGGAUCUCUUUCCAGUCUGAUCAGUAAACAGUCCAACCUCCAGGAAGAGGAGAUGCAUGCAGAGAUCUGUUACGCUGAGUGUCUCCUGCAAAAAGCCACGCUCACCUUCGUCCAGGAUGAAAACAUGAUCAGUUUCAUCAAAGGAGGAAUCAAGAUCAGGACCAGCUACCAGAUCUACAAAGACUGUCAGAAUGUUCUGAAUGCCACUCAGGACCAGGCGAACCAAUCCGAUUCAUUCAGACAGUUUGAGGGCGGGGUCAAGCUGGGCAUUGGCUCCUUCAACCUUAUGUUGUCGCUGCUUCCUCAGAGGAUUUUGAGGUUACUGGAAUUUAUUGGAUUCUCAGGAAACCGAGGUUUUGGUUUGUCCAUGUUGAGAGAAGGUGCCUCCAGUCACAGUCUCAGAUCUAUCCUCUGUUCUCUGACACUCCUUUUUUACAACACUUACGUUUCACUCAUACUUGGAACUGGUGAAGGAAACCUGACGGAGGCAGAAGCUCUGCUGGAGCCUUAUCAGCACAAAUACCCCAAAGGCUCCAUCAUCCUCUUCUACUCUGCUCGCAUCUCUACGCUGAGAGGAAACUUUGAGAAGGCUCAGAGCAGAUACGAGGAGUGUAUCAGCAGUCAGCAGGAGUGGAGGCAGAUCCACCAUCUUUGUUACUGGGAGCUGAUGUGGACUCACUCGUACCAGCAGCAGUGGCAGCAGGCCUAUCACUACGCUGAGCUGCUGUGUCAGGAGAGCCGCUGGUCCAAGGCCAUCUAUGUGUACCAGAAGGCAGCCAUCCUCAGUAUGAUGUCAGAGGAGGAGCUGAGGAGAACGGGAGAAGACGUGGUCCUCCUCUUCAGGCAGGUGGAGGGUCUGAAACAACGUCUGGCUGGAAAGUCUAUCCCUACUGAGAAGUUCGCAGUGAGAAAAUCCAGACGUUACAAAACUGCAAACAUGAUUCCUCUGGUCUUACCAGCUCUGGAAAUGAUGUACAUGUGGAACGGUUUCAGCAUCGUGGGAAAACGAGCCGACUGCACGGAAGCUCUGCUGAUCACCAUCGAAUCUGCUGAGAUCCAGCUACAGAAUGACACCAACCCGUCUGAGUUUCAUCAAGACGACAGCUGUCUGGUCCAGAUGUUGAAGGGACUGUGUCUGAAACACCUGGGCAGAUUACUGCAGGCUGAGCUCUGCUUCACACAGGUGCUGACCAGUGAAAGCAGGAUCAAAUUCGAUCACUACCUGAUUCCCUUCACUCUCUAUGAGUUGGGUUUGUUGUACAAACAACAGGGAGAUGUUACCAAAGCUGCUGCUUACAUCGAGAACGCCAAGACCAACUACAAAGAUUACUCCAUGGAGUCCAGGCUUCACUUCAGGAUCCAUGCUGCAUUGAACAGUCUGAGAGGAUCCCCCGUCGGAACGCCCUGACCAUUAUUCCCAGGUGAGGAUCACUGGUGGGAAUUCCGUGCCCGGUAUUCCAAGUCUGAGGCUGGGACUUGGGAAUGCUGCGAUGUUCCCAGAGCCUGAGCAGCACAGGCUGCAGUGAGGUUAGAUGAGCUGAACUGUGGCUCAAACCUCACUUCAGUUCAGUUUCUUCAUUUUUUUCAUCUUUCUUUAUUUAUUUGUUUAUUGUCCGUUCGCUUGUUGUUGGAGCACUUUGGUUCAAAACGCUCACCUUGUUAAAAAAAACAAUUUUAUUUAUUUAAAACUCAUCUUUUGCCUGUUGUUAUCAUGUCAGUACACAAACACACACACAAACACACAAACAAUAGUAAACAAUACCAAUCUAGCACUAGGUAGACACUCCAAACUCAGAGAGAAGAUUCAGAAAUUCUUCAAACACAUGUUAGCAUUAGCAUUUUUGCUGUUAAUAAAAGAAUCUAAUAUGCUCAUCGUAGUCUUAGCAUAUUGGCUUUUGCUAAACAACGCGCAUAAACGUUACCUCUGCAAUUAAUGAAGUGUCGACCUGUUAGCAAUGGCUCUAACAUCAGACAGUGGUGUGGAUAUGCUAAAGCUAGCUUCAAUCUGAGUUCACUCCAAUGAAGAAGAAAUGUUAGUGUGAACCCGCACAUCUGUUCUUACAAACGGACACUCAUUUAUUUGGUAAUGAAGAAGCACAACCUCCCGUCCAGCCACAUUAACAUUUGUGAUAGAAAUAUAAACUAUAUUACAGACACAUUUUUUAUUCUACUAUGUGUAAAGUAGUUUUAACAAACGUUUUGAAAGAUCAACUAUUCCAAAAACGCUGAAUUGAUCAAAUAUGGUGACUUUAUCUGUAUGAUAAUUUGGUUCUUCUGACCACAAAUAAUUCCAAAAAAAAAAAAAAAAA
Molecule: messenger RNA, 2925 nt
Organism: Cynoglossus semilaevis (tongue sole)
Lineage: Eukaryota; Metazoa; Chordata; Actinopteri; Pleuronectiformes; Cynoglossidae
Gene: ttc39b
Product: tetratricopeptide repeat domain 39B
Exons: 19
Coding region: 282-2024 (580 amino acids)
Molecular function (GO): protein binding
Source: RefSeq, a predicted model, not a curated record